This is a messenger RNA of Aspergillus wentii DTO 134E9, 740 nucleotides long. RefSeq names its product MARVEL domain-containing protein. The record is from RefSeq and is a predicted model, not a curated record. The coding region runs from base 87 to 710 and encodes 207 amino acids. NCBI's taxonomy places the organism in Eukaryota, Fungi, Ascomycota, Eurotiomycetes, Eurotiales, Aspergillaceae. The transcript has a single exon.
AUAGUAUUCGUAUUGCCUUUAUAUAAAUCCACCUCUGCACUUGUUCAAUUUAUUCUUCAUCUAUUCUACAGUCACUCUUCUACAUCAUGUCUCCCAAUCGAAGCAGCUACAUCCGUUGUCCCUCCAACCAAGACGGAAAUGUCUUCCAACUCUCCUUCUCGACAGUCCUUCGAGCCCUCCAGGCCAUCUUCGCCUUUGUCACCAUGGCCCUCUACGGUAUCGACCUACAACACGCCAGCGCCGUUCAUAACAGAGCCGAUUCCAGCUGGAUAUACGCAGAAAUGGUCGCUUGUAUUUCUGUCGUCAUCUGCAUCGCACACUGCAUCUUCACACCGAAACGAGGCGUCUGGUUUAUCUUUGACUUUGUCAUGGUCGUCCUCUGGGCUGCGCAGUCUGGGCUGUUUGGAAUUAUGUACAUCGGCAAUCAUGAAUCGGAUGAUAAGGACUUUACAUUGUCAGUGCAAAGAAUGAAGGCUGCAGCGGGGAUCAAUCUGGUGAAUAUGGUGUUGUGGUGUAUUGCUGCUGUCUAUGGGAUUGUGUGUGUCUGUUCUUGUAAAAGACGGACCAAGAAGGUAGAUGAGGAGAAGGAUAUCGAACGAGGGGUGGAAGAAAGAAUUCAAGAGAAGCCAGAGAAGGAAAUGUCCAAAGAGAAAGAAAUGCUCAAAGAAAAGGAGGAGAAAAUGGAGAGACCCCCGAGUUAUGAAUCUUGAAAUUCUCGUGAUAAUUUAGCGACGUUGCAC